UCAGGAUAACAUCGUAAACGAGGACCACCUGACGGUAAGACCGGACUAAAUGGAAGCAGCGGAGGAAACUCUCACUUACCUAGAUGACACCGGACUUCACAGGAAGCUGCUCCCAGAGGACAAGGAUAAGGACAACACGGACAGUAAAGGCCACGCCACCGAGACAAAAAGCGACGAGUCCAACUAUGUGGAUCUGGACAUGAAACCGGACGGCGCAAAAACAGUGAAAGUUACUUUCACUGGCGAGGGAAACCAGCUGUCUGUUAUCAAAUGCGACAGCUCAAAGCAGGGGACAGAGGACAAUCGGGCCGCCGUCUCCGGGCCAAUUUCGUGCGAGCCUCCACUGGAAACUCUGAUCAAACUUCCCAACACCGGUCAGGGUUCAGAGAAUGACAAGCAGCGCCAGGCCGAGCUCGACCCGAGUGACUGCAGCGAACAUGUGUGCAGUGAGAGUGAUGAGCUCCAAUACACGGACAUGUAUCUGAACAGUAAAACUGAGUCUGAUGACGGGGCCAGCGCGGUGUUGUCCGACCACUGCGGCUCUGACACUGUGGAGGACGAGUCUCACUAUAUCACGACGCACGAAAUCCAGCUGACCGAGCUCGACCACGAUGUAGAUUACGACCUGGGGCGGGGGACCUGUUGGGAUUUUGAAGACGACAACCUGGUUUAUUCCUUUGUGGAUUACGCCUCUUUUGAAAGUGAUGAGACGCAGGAGGGGACUUUGCUACUAGAGGGCAGGAGCCAGUCGAAAGUGCAGUCUAAUCUUGGUGGAGCAGUUGUCAGCACCGAGCAGGAGGAGAGUGAUCUUUGUGACUCAGACAAAUGCGCCAGCUCUGAUGAGAGCGUGUGCAAAAACCAAAUUGGGGACGCAAAGACGGGGAAAAUUCAUUUAUCAAUACAAACCACCUCCAGAGCAGUGAACGAGCCCGUCAGUAUCCUUGACAACAGCACCUGUGGUUACACAAAACACUUUGGAGACAGGAGCCACUUCUCUUUUGUCAGCUCUGGCGCCUUAGCGGGUCCCUUGUGCGACAGAACCCAAUAUUUCAUCCCUGCUCCGGGCCGUCAGCACCUUGCAACCAAACUGAGACGGAAAGAUAUUAAUGAGUAUUCCAGCGGAGCGUCCAGCUCCAUCAGUGAGCUGGACGACGCUGAUAAAGAGGUGCGUAAUUUAACCGCCAAGUCUUUCCGUAGCUUGGCAUGUCCAUACUUUGAUGCCAUUAAUCUUAGCACCUCUAGUGAGUCCUCGGUGUCGGAAUAUGGGCUAAAUAAAUGGUCAGCCUAUGUGGAUUGGAAUUACGGAAACAUAUCGCGGGGAAGAGAGCGGAGCGUAAUUGCGCACAAGACUUCCAGAACAACACUGGAAAUGAACAAGACCGUGGACAGUAAGAGGCAUGGUAAGUCCAUCACUGGCAUGAAAGCUCCACAAACCAAAAUGUACGCACUCAACAAGAGAACAACUUCUCAGCAAGCUUCCUCUUCCAGCAAAAAGAUCGAGCUGAAAGAGCCGGUUCAGCCAAAGCAGCGUGGAGUGACGCUGAAUUUCCGCUGUAAUGUUGAGGCACCUGAAGGAACAAAGCGUCCAAAAUGCUCCAAGAGCACACGAUCCAAAGAGAUUCCUGGGGCUGUGUUGGCCAGAUCAGGGUGUGAGAUGCAAUAUCACCACACGGAAAACAUGGGGGACACACACAAAAGGGCAAUUUUUGCAUCAAGUCUUUUGAAAAACGUAAUUUCCAAAAAGAUGCAGUUUGAGCAGGAGCGCAAAAUGGAAAGGGGUGAAAUUUGUGACACAUACCCAGCUCUCUCCCCGGAAAGGAGUCUGGGAAGAGGUUUGCAAAGGCAAACUUCAGAGUCAGGCUCGGGAUUCACUGUUAAUUCUGCUGAUGAUCAGCGCCUGGAGGGCAGUAGACCCGGUUCCUGUGAGCCUGCAGAGGAGCAGAAAAGCAGUAAAGCACCAGACGACUCAGAAAAGGGACAGCAUGAGCCUCCAAAAGCACCGCUCAGCCACGGUCAAUGUAGUGCAUUUAAUUCACUGAAAGUAGAUGAGCCAGAACCUGUAAAGGAGGCUGAGCCCCUGGCUGUAAGUGACGCACAGACCACAGCCAAGCAAGGAUUAGACACCAGCAACAUGUUGACAAAACUGCUUUUUGUUCCGAGCUGCCAGCUUCUUUCAAAACAGAAGGAUUUUACAGAAGACUUAACAAGCCACACACCUGUCACAGACACACCUGCUGACCCACAGAAAUGUGAAAAAGAGUUCAAAACAGUCAAUAAUGGAAAAAUGGGAGGCAGAGAAGAAACCAAGAAGGGGGGCAAAACACCAGAGAUAAAAAUAUGCCUGAGAAGUGUGAAAGAAAACAAAGGCUGUACACUGAAUAUUGCCAACCUGUUGACCCCUAAAAUAAGUUACAACACUGUUAACACAUUCAGGGCAGCAGGUGAUGCUAAAUGCAACGCUUUAUCUGCAACAGAUAAAAUCCCAAACUUCACAGUUAGAGACAUAAGAGACACCAAAUGCAAGUUUCAAACGCCAAUAUAUCAUGUCAGGGAUGUGCGUAAAUUGGUAAAAAGCUCAUAUCGCUUUGUUUCUCUGGAUAAUAGCGACAGUAAAUGUUCCACAGCAGCUGAUAAACUUGAGGAAAAGGUCAAACAGGACCCAGUUAAACAUUUAUUACCUUCUCCUAUUGUGAUUAAAUGUCACUCUGUUAAAACAAAUGUUAAAUCACAGACAACUGAGGCAUCACAGAAACAAGCAGAGGCAGGCGUCCUGUCUGAAACAUCCCAAAGUGAAAAUGCACCAUUGCAUUGUGUGACUAGCAGGGUGCCACCUAUUGUACCCAAACAGCUGUCAGACCAAUCUGAAAUCCAGCCAAACACUGAAACCAAACUCGGAAAACAAAGGCAGGACAAGUUCACAGGUGAGACAGCUGAGAGGAGGAAUGAGCCUGCGAUACCAAAACAGGCUGCGCUCGAGAAGCUUAAAGCUGCAGUCAAAACGAUGGAGCAGCUUUAUGUGUUCGAUCGAAAUGAAUGGAAGCGUAAAACUGAAGCUCCACAGCCCAUCACAGACAGCCACGUGCUUUCACUCAUUGCCAGUGAGGAGCAGGGAGCAGAGGAGCUGGAGACAACAAACGCUGAGAGGACUCCUCAGUCCACAGACACAGGCAAACUACAGGAAGGCAAAGGAGCUGUGAAUAUCAUACAAGUCCCGUAUAACAGUGACACUUUUAAAACACAACUGCAGCAAAGUAAAACAUUUAGUAACAAAAGUGUCCUUCAUUUUGGCAACAGCAAUAAGGCACAUGUCAGCAUUAGUUCAGUUAGUAACUCUAUUCCACAAAUCUCUGCGCUGCAAACAUCGUCGACUAUGAAAAGCUCCAAGGCGGCUCCACUGUCAGUGAAAAUAGAGCCCCCGAAACACGGCAAGGUGGAGCAGGGAAAGGUCAAAAUCAGUCCCACUAAUCCCACUGUCUCACAGGGCUGUCCGGACUCCGAGAACUACUUAACCAUACCGGGGCUGGGGUAUACAAAUGAAAUCAAACUGCUAAAUCGAGAGCCCGUGUUGAGGGAGGGGAGUUCAAAUGUCAGUCAAGCCCUCACAGGUGACAGCAAGACACCUGAGCAGAAGAGGUCUCCGUUAAUCAUGGAGUACCCAGCCACAAGCAUCUACCAUCACUCUGCAGCAGCAACAGCAGGGCCACAAACCCAACAGCAGGUGUUGUGCUUCUCUCCCUCUGUCCCAGCUGUGUCACCUACCUCUUCCACUGGAGAGACAGUCCCACAAACCCAGCGCAAGAUGCUUUUAGACCCCUCUACAGGACAUUAUUACCUGGUGGACACUCCCAUACAGGCUGCCACCAAGCGACUGUUUGACCCUGAGACAGGCCAGUAUGUGGAUGUACCCAUGUCCCAUUCACCUGUGGCACCUGUCACCCCUGUUACCCCUGUGCCUCUCUCCUACUCCCCCCUGGCACUGAGCCCAGGAGCUUAUGCUCCCACCUACAUGAUCUACCCAAGCUUCAUCCCUUCGCCGACUCUCCCAGCUCAGGCGACGUUGCCACAGUCUCCGUGUCACUCUGAGGAUGCAGUUGGAGACAAGGUAAAAAAUGCCAGAAGUCCUAGGCCGGAAACUAACACAGCGGGUGCAGAGAGUGCAUAUUACAGCGCAACAGGCGAGGCUUCACAGGGGCCGCUGCAGCUACCUGUGAGUCUGGGACACGUGACCACCAGAGGAGGUGCAACCAGCUCCGAGAGGAAGCCAGUUAUCAGCAUCACAACGCAACAAGGUCCAAGAAUCAUCGCCCCUCCUUCCUUUGACGGAACAACAAUGAGCUUUGUAGUGGAGCAUCGGUGACCAAGAGAAUAUCUCAUCACACAUACAUCUCCUGUGAAGAAUCUGCCCUCGUUCACCGUAAGUGCAGUUUUCACCCCUGUCACUCCACCCUGUGACCUUCUCCCCAGGACAGCUUCCAACAACAACAAUUUCUACCCCCACUCGGUUGUGUUGUUUAUCCUUGCAGCAGACAUUACUGUAUUCUCUAUGCAUUGCAGCACUUUGUAGGGUAAACGCAUUCAGCCACAUCCUCUGGCUGAUGCUCUGCCACGUUGCUAUAUGAAUCAGCUUUGAAAUACUUUCCAUUCAGCUGCUGUCUAGAACACCUAACUAUACUGAAAAGCUUGUUUGGGCCCUGCAACAUGUCUAUUCAAAAGGAAACAAGACAGGUCUUACUGUUGUUACUCAUCAUCAGCUAAACCAUUUUAGUAUUGAGAGUUAAAUGAUCGCAUGCCUUUAAAGCAAGUCUAUGUAACUUUUGAAAGAAAAAAAAACACAUUUUUAUUUUAACAAUGAAAAGCUGAACUCAUAGGCGAUAACAUGCAACGUUGCUAAAAUCAGUACACUCAGGGGAUUUGCUGCUACAACCUCUCUUGGUUUGGUAUGACAGUGUUAGCUAAUGUAAGUCAGUUUCAUGACAUUAUGACUCCCAUUAUGACUCCAAAUAGUUAACACUUCAUACCUCAGCAGGAGACAUGUUUGUUGUUCCCUGAGUAUUGUCCCAUCACACCAUUCUGAGCAUGGAUGUAUCCAAGUGAGUGCCAGUUUAUCCCAGUGGCCAAAUAUGGUGCUGCAAAAAAAACAUUCCCUUGCAGCCUGAAAAGUAAUUUUCACCAUAGACCACAAUUAUUAUUAAAGAGACAUCUGAGUGACUUUCUCCUCACGUCCUCCAUAGAGGGAGCAGAGCUCUCAGGGGACUCAGGGAAAGACUUGUCCAUUUGACCAGUAGAGGUCACUGAGGUUGUCAAAAAGUUACACAGUGACAAGGUGCUGGGGGUGGAUGAGAUUUUUCCUGAGAUUCUCAAGGCUCAGAGCCAUUGUCAGGCUGCCUCCUCAUUGUCAUGUGGAGGUCAGGGACAGUACCUGUGGACUGGCAGACCAGGAAGAUGGUUCCCAUUUUCUAAAAAGGGAACCAGAAGUUGUUCUCCAACUAUUGGGCUAUCACACUGCCCAACUUUCCAAGGAAAGUUUAUGACUUGGGGUAUCUUGUGUUGGGUAGUAUGGGAUAACAGGGUACCAGGGCUGAGCCAUUUGGUCCUUUUAUACCAGGGGUGGUAGCUGUGUCCACAUUUUCAGCAGGAAGGCUAGCAUAUUCUCAUUGGAUAUUCGGCUAUGCCAGGGUUUUGUCUUUUCACAAAUUCCCAAACGCCCCAAGUGAAGGACGUCAAACAUCUUGGGGUCUUAUGCACAAGUGUAGGUAAAAUGAGUGUUGGAUUGACAGGCAGAUUGGUGCAAUGUCAGCAGUAAUGCGGAUUCUGCACCAGAUUAUUGUGGUCAAGAGAAAGCUGAGCCAGAAGGCAAAGCUUUCAAUUUACCAGUCAAUCUGCGUCCCAGCUCUCCCUUAUAGUCAUUAGCUUGAGGCAGUGACUGAAAGAAUGAGACUGCAGAUGCAAGCAGCCGAAAUGACUUUGCAGUGCAGGGUGGAUGCCUUCUGAUUGCCCACCAAUGGAGGUAGUCCAGACACAUUGAACUGGGAUCAGACCACAGGCAACCCCAGAGUAUGCUUGAGGGAUUAAAUGUCCCAUCAGACCAGGGAAUGCCUCGGGAACCUCCAGGAAAAGAUGGAGGACAUGGCUAGUGAGAAGGACAUUUGACUGCUUGCUUUGCCUGCUGCCACCAUGAUCCUAGAUCAGCAGUGGAAAAUGGAUGGAUGAAUGGACAUUUGUAAGACAGAACAUCAGAGACUCCAAGCAAGAAGGUUAAUAUUUGUAAAAUUUUCUGCAACAACUUAAAGUCUGUAGGGUAGGCUGGUGGGGCAAAAGAAAGAGACACCAAUUUCUAUGUGUAAUGGGCUGCACAACUUAGCUGCAGAAAUGUAAUGCCCUAUGUUCUUAAUUAGGAGCUUUUACUGAUUUUUUUUCCUGGUGUCCAGUAUCUGGUUCUCAUUAUAAAUCCAUGGUUCUGAGUAAGGUUGCUAAUGGUGAUGUCUUUAAAGUAAGCAACGUCAGAGGUUACAUAGCCUUCCUUUAUUUCACACAAUGAAUUAAUUAAUUACAGUAAAUACAACCUAUAAUAAAUAUUGUACACAGUUUUCUGAAGACAGGGACCAUAUGUCUGCACUGAAUUAAAAAUAAAUAGGUAAAUAAGGGGUAAUAUUAAAUCCCUCCACCUUUUCUUUCACAGUAACUUCAGUCAGAAGAGGAAUUAAAAUUACUGUAUUUCAAAAUAAGAUAUUUUAGAGAUGUCCCAAAUUAUUAGUUAAAUUGAUGUGUAUCAUUUUACUACCCCCAGCACAGUUAUGUUCACAUUCACAAUAACAUUUCCAUGUUUUGAAGGAGUUGUUCGCUCAUGGUCUAUUUGAAGUGUAUGUAUCCUGUGUCAUGUCUCACAAAAUGCAGCUAAUACCUGCACAACUGAUGUGUUGAAUGAAGUGUUGUAUGUUCAAAUUUAAAAGCACACUCCUAGAAGAAGAAGAAAAGAGAAACACACUGAGUGUGUUGCUCAGAUGUAGCAGAGCUGGGACUCAGGUUUAACAGUGUACUUAGAUCACUAAGUAGUGUUGGGCAUAACGAGUCAGAGCCAGCUUAGACAUUUAGAGGAUAACUUCCUCUACUGGUGUUGAUUUAUUUUACACUUUUGUGUAAUGGAGUUAGUGCGUGUGUGUCUGAAUAUGUUCGUGUUUGUGGCUGUGAGUUAUGUAUGGCAUUUCAGCAUUCUGUGAGAGUACGACAAGGAGUCAUGUUACUUUGCUGUAGACAGGGGCGUACAGACUGUACAUGUGUUGGGUGUGUCUUUACACUUCACACACAGCAGUGCCGUUUUCUCUUGUCUAAACCCCUUGACCUCUUUCACUUAAAUGUGUCUAAAGUGCGGUUUCCUUUCAAAUUAUAAAGUAACUGAUGAAAUCCAGACUAGGAUUCAAGAUUUUUUUUAAAUACUGAUUUCUCUACAGUUACGUUUUUUAUUGUUGUUGUUGUUUUGUUUUUCUGUCCUGUUUCCUUUUGAAUAUGCAGUGGGGCCUCAUAGGUCAUUGUGCUUUACUUGACUCAGUUAUACCAGCAUCCCAUGUAGGAAUAGUGCAAACUAUAGAUUGCUAUUUUUGGCAUGUUUCAAAACUAAACACAUUUUAAAGGUAUUUGGAGCUGCUGGUCAGUCUGUGUACCUUAAUUCUGUAAAAUACAUGUUAUUAUGCCUCUGUUACAACAGAAUUUAUAAAAAUUUCCCUAUGAGUUGAUUUCGUUAUAAGUGAUAUGAAUUCAUGCAGUGAUUUGGACGAUUUGUUGUUGACUGUGCAGUAGAUUGGAAAUGGUUUGCUCUUUAGAGCAAACUGAUGUUGCAGCAUUUAAUGCAUUUUGAGGUGAAAUAAAAAAAAAACUUAAAUUUGUACAUUUAAUUUCACACAUUGCCAUUCUUAACAUUGGUAUUUUAAGUAUUAUUCACAAUUAAUGUGCCCCUGAGGCAGCUGUGAGGAGUGCAAGUAAGAGCUAUUUAUUUAGAAAUGAUAGGCUCUGUUGUAUAGAAAUUACUGUUAAGGAAAAAAAAUCCAUAAUUUUUUGCCAAGCAUCCAAUGUAAAAAUUAACCAAAGCAACUUUUCUUAGUAUGAACAAGUUCAAAUUGAGAGAUAUGAUAGUCUACCUCCUGCCACAGAGUUUUAAAAGCAUGUGCUUGAACAGAAUGUUAUCCAAAGGUGAAAGAUAAUAAACAUAUUUUACUAGUUUCAGAGGAUUUACUGUAGCACAUUUACAUAUCAUUUUAAAACCCUGUGAAGAAGAACGUUAAUCACAAAUAUAUUUUAAUUCGUAAGAUCCAAUAAACCAGCUAUUCUAAUGUUGUCAGAAACAUUUAACUCAUGAAAUCCUUUCCCCUGGAUAUUAUUAGUUUCUUGUAUGACCUUUAUCUGUGAAUAAUAAUGUACUUAAUGCACUUGGAUUGUCACUCUUUUGUCACCAAUACUGACAGCAACGAAUGGUUGUAAACCUUGGUGAUAGCAGAGCACUAUGUGGACUUAUUGUAAAGUGAAACAUUUGUAAUCGUUUCUGAUGAAUUUUGCCCAAAUAUGCACUGUACCAUAGAUAAUGUCAUGUGUUUUAAAACAUUCUUCCAGAUGUCCUUCAACAAACCUGCUGACUUUGAGGUUAAAUAUGGGAAACUGACUGUAUUGAUGCUUGCUUUUGUAUAAAGAAAGAGGAUUAACUGAAGGUGAGAUGGUUCGAGAUAAGUGCAUACAGUAUGUGAAUGUUCAAAGCAAAAGGGCACAUAUUUGAAUGAAAUGCCUUAUUGGCAUUGUAUAUGUUUCAUGCCUCAUGUCAACUGUGUUGCAUGGCUGCUGCCGAAAAAGACAGAGGUCAGAAUGACAGCAGAGAGGUACCUUGAAAGGAGAAGUAAGUGCUGUGUUUGCACUUACAUGCUUGAAAGUAAUGAAUAUGAUGAAUGAGUGUAAUGUAGACUGACAAGCCUACAUAUGUUUGCAAUAAAUUCAAA
Messenger RNA from Toxotes jaculatrix (banded archerfish), 8978 nucleotides. RefSeq lists its product as uncharacterized. Bases 50 to 4357 code for a protein of 1435 amino acids. Lineage: Eukaryota; Metazoa; Chordata; Actinopteri; Toxotidae. The transcript has 2 exons. The record is from RefSeq and is a predicted model, not a curated record.